Messenger RNA from Aspergillus uvarum CBS 121591, 600 nucleotides. RefSeq lists its product as uncharacterized. NCBI's taxonomy places the organism in Eukaryota, Fungi, Ascomycota, Eurotiomycetes, Eurotiales, Aspergillaceae. The transcript has 2 exons. The coding region runs from base 1 to 600 and encodes 199 amino acids. The record is from RefSeq and is a predicted model, not a curated record.
AUGACGGUCUUCUACCCCGAGACGGAUAUUCAGCUCCAUUACGCCAUCGAGCAUACCUCCACCGAGCAUCUCCAGCGCAUAAUAACUCGAUUAUGCGCCACCAUUCCUGAGGCAAAGAGUCUCAUUGCCUCCGAGCUUUUAGUACCGGAGGAUAAGGUUCCUGUCUUCACCAGCGAUGACGAUAUCUCAAUCAAAGGCGAUGGCAGCGAGGACGAGGACGAGGGCGAGGACAGCUAUGAUGAUGAAGAAUCCGGUACUGAAUCGCAGAUCUCUGGGGCAAGUACCAAGAGAAAGCGAGAAGAGUCCACUGCUUCAACCGCGGAUUUUGAUAACCCCCAGAAACGAUUCAAGCCUCGCUACGCGAACUGCAUCAAUUGCGAAGAGGAAUAUGACGUGGCCGAGAAUACAAACAAGAGCUGUCGCUAUCAUGAGGAACCACGUGGCGAGCCCGACUACGAUGAUUUCUUCGCUGAUGAGUUUCAAGAAGACUUGAUUGAUACUGAUGAAUACCGCAAGGACUAUCCGGAGGGAUACAUCCACGAGUGUUGCGGCAGGAAUACGCUUAAGCCUUGUCGAAUGGGAUUCCACCGGUCGAAAUAG